UUGAAGAACUCAGGAAUUAAAGGUUAGUAGGGUUGGCAUCCUUUAGUGUUGCUAGUUUUUACUUUCCCAAAAAUUCCUCUUAGCUUCUGCCUCAAAAAUCCUCCAUUGAACUCACAAUAACCUAUCUAACUAUGGCCCCAGAAGUGCCUGUAGACGUGUUUUCAGGUUCAGGCAAGGUCUCGACCACCCUCAACACAGGCUACUCCAGGAGGGCCUUUGUGACUUUUUUAGCUGGCAAUGGGGACUAUAUCAAAGGAGUGGUUGGUUUGGCUAAAGGUUUACGCAAGGUGAAGAGUGCAUACCCUCUUGUGGUUGCAAUCUUGGCUGAUGUCCCUGAGGAGCAUCGUCAAAUCCUGAAGUCUCAAGGCUGCAUAGUGCGUGAGAUUGAGCCCAUUUAUCCACCUGAAAACCAGAUUCAAUUUGCCAUGGCUUACUAUGUUAUCAACUAUUCCAAGCUCAGAAUCUGGAAUUUUGAGGAAUACAGCAAAAUGAUGUAUUUGGAUGCGGAUAUCCAAGUGUUUGAGAAUAUAGACCAUCUUUUCGACACUCCAGAUGGCUACUUCUACGCAACUAUGGAUUGCUUCUGUGAGAAAACAUGGAGCUAUUCCCUUCAACACAAAAUUGGGUACUGCCAGCAGUGCCCUGAUAGAGUCCCAUGGCCAGCAGACAUGGGCUCUCCUCCUCCCUUGUACUUCAACGCUGGAAUGUUUGUCUUCGAGCCUAGUCGUUUGACCUACGACAAUCUUCUUCACGCUCUCAAGAUCACCCCUCCGACACCCUUUGCAGAGCAAGAUUUCUUGAACAUGUUCUUCGAGAAGACUUACAAGCCACUUCCUCUGGUUUACAACCUAGUUUUAGCCAUGUUAUGGCGCCAUCCUGAGAACGUGGAGGUGGAAAAAGUGAAGGUGGCCCAUUACUGUGCUGCUGGCUCAAAACCGUGGAGGUAUACUGGGAAGGAAGCUAACAUGGACAGGGAGGACAUCAAGAUGCUAGUGAAAAAAUGGUGGGAUAUAUACAACGAUGAGUCGCUUGAUUACAAGCCCGAAAACUCAGUAGCAGCAGCAGCAGAAGAUGAAACUUUCUCAAGGACAUCCAUUAUGGCUUCCAUGCCUGAGCCUGCCAUUUCCUACAUCCCUGCACCCUCUGCUGCUUGAUAAAUUUAUAAGGAGAAUAUUUAAAAGUUUGGUGUAAUCCUACCCUUUUCCUUUUUUCUUUGUUUUAUAUAUAAAAUAAAUAGUUAUAUAUACCUUUAA
Molecule: messenger RNA, 1253 nt
Organism: Hevea brasiliensis (rubber tree)
Lineage: Eukaryota; Viridiplantae; Streptophyta; Magnoliopsida; Malpighiales; Euphorbiaceae
Product: galactinol synthase 1
Exons: 4
Coding region: 132-1154 (340 amino acids)
Molecular function (GO): glycosyltransferase activity
Source: RefSeq, a predicted model, not a curated record